AUUGAGGAACGUUAAUAGGUGUGUUUUGUUUUGUGUUUAUUGCAAAGGCUUAGUUGUUUAACCAUGUCUGUCUGUGAUUGACUGGGUUGGUCUAUAUUUGAUGUCGGCUUGUUCAGUUCACAUACACAGAAAUAAAGCUGUCUUGCUUUUGUUCGGUCUCUGUUUUCUCGAGGACAAGCCAGUUUCUCUCUCUCUCUUGCUACUCUGAUCUCACCUGUUGUGCCACCUCAAUCCCCAGAAACAACAGUGCAUACCCAUUUCAUGCUUUUCCAUUUUGGUCACUUCUUCUCUAUGUUCUUUACUCCACUCUCAUCAAUAUGGUGAUUCUUUACGUCAUACUUGGAUAUAUCUUAUCUGGGCUUUCAUCAAUUUUGGCUUCUUGGACAUCUUCAGCUGAGAGAGUGUUGGUUUUGGCGUUUUGAUUUGUGCAGCAAGAAGGGUUCCAUUGCUGGGAUUUAGUCCUAUUUGUUUGAAAUUUGGCACUGACAUGGUGUUUGUGCUGAGUGGCUUGAAUCCUCGAAUGUUAAGUUGUUGAAUUUGGAGUGCAUGUGCUGUGUGGAAGUUGAGUUAGCAAUUGGUUGCAUUUGAGGGGAAGGGUCGGUUUUUUGUUGAUCAUAUUCCAUAUUAGUGGACAGUUUUGUGUUCGUUUUCUGGGGCAGUGCUGGAUGAAUUGAAGUUAGGAUUAUCUUGUUAUGAAAAACCUGUGGAACAAGGGCAAGUCUCUCUGUCAGUAAAGGCUAUGUGGUGAAUUUGUUAGGGGUCAUUGUUUUUCUAUAGGUCGUAAUGAAGGCUCCAUCCAAUGGUUACUUGCCUAAUUCUGGCGAAGGUGAAAGGAAGUCAAUCAAUUCAGAGUUAUGGCAUGCUUGUGCUGGACCUUUGGUUUCUUUGCCUCCUGUCGGAAGUCUUGUGGUUUACUUCCCCCAAGGACACAGUGAGCAAGUUGCAGCUUCCAUGCAAAAGGAGACUGACUUCAUUCCCAGUUACCCUAAUCUUCCUUCCCAGUUGAUUUGCAUGCUUCACAAUGUUGCUUUGCAUGCUGAUCCAGAAACCGAUGAGGUGUAUGCGCAGAUGACCCUUCAACCUGUAAACAAAUAUGAGAAAGAAGCAAUACUGGCAUCAGAUAUGGGCCUCAAACAAAGCCGUCAACCUACUGAGUUCUUUUGCAAAACUCUUACAGCUAGUGACACAAGCACUCAUGGUGGAUUUUCUGUGCCUCGUAGAGCAGCUGAGAAAAUAUUCCCACCUUUGGAUUAUUCAAUGCAACCUCCCGCACAGGAGCUUGUGGCCAAGGAUUUGCACGACAAUACAUGGGCAUUUAGACAUAUUUAUAGGGGACAACCAAAGAGGCAUUUAUUGACUACUGGUUGGAGUGUAUUUGUCAGCACAAAGAGACUGUUUGCCGGAGAUGCAGUUCUUUUUAUCAGAGAUGAAAAGCAGCAUCUUCUUUUAGGGAUAAGGCGUGCUAAUAGACAGCAACCAGCACUCUCUUCAUCAGUGAUAUCUAGUGACAGCAUGCAUAUUGGCAUUCUUGCUGCUGCAGCUCAUGCUGCUGCAAAUAACAGCCCAUUUACUAUAUUUUACAACCCAAGAGCUAGCCCCUCUGAAUUUGUUGUUCCAUUGGCCAAGUAUAACAAAGCCAUGUUCACUCAAGUCUCUCUUGGAAUGAGAUUUAGAAUGAUGUUUGAAACUGAGGAGUCUGGAGUACGUAGAUAUAUGGGUACAAUCACUGGGAUUAGUGACUUGGAUCCUGUCCGAUGGAAGAACUCACAGUGGCGCAAUAUUCAGGUUGGAUGGGAUGAAUCAACAGCAGGUGAACGCCCCGGUAGAGUUUCAAUUUGGGAAAUUGAACCAGUAGUGACUCCUUUCUACAUUUGCCCACCUCCAUUUUUUAGGCCAAAGUUCCCCAGGCAACCAGGAAUGCAAGAUGACGAGUCAGAUGUAGAAAAUGCUUUCAAGAGAGCUAUGCCUUGGCUUGGAGAUGACUUUGGCAUGAAGGAUGCCUCGAGUUCAAUUUUUCCCGGUUUGAGUUUAGUGCAGUGGAUGAGCAUGCAGCCGAAUAAUCAGCUUUCUGCUGCUCAAUCAGGAUGUUUCCAAUCCAUGCUUCCAUCUAAUACCCUUCAGGGUAACCUUACCACUGAUGACCCAUCCAAGUUAUUGAGCUUUCAAGCUCCUGUCCUCUCUGCCCCAAAUCUUCAAUUAAACAAACCAAAUCUACCAAGUCAAAUCAAACAAUUGCAACAUUCCCCAGUGUCAUGGCCUCAGCAGCAGCAACAGCAACAACAGCAGCAGCAGCAACAACAAAACCUACAGCAACAACAACAGCAGCUACAGUCAUUAUUGCAACUGCCAAUGAACCAGCUUCAGCAGCAGAGGCAACAGCAGAUGCCUGAACCACAAAACCUGCCAUUGCUGCAGCAACUGCCCCAGCAAGUAGGACAACAGCCCCAGAAACAGCAACAGUCAAGUCAACAUGCUACGAUCAUGAAUAAUGGGGUAGUUGCUUCUAAUCAGUUUGUACAACAACCAAUGGCAUAUGGCCAACUUCAACAACAACAAUUACUCUCAGGAGGUAUCCCACCACAGCAAGGUAUCCAGUCAGGUAGUAAGAACACAUUCCCAUUGACAUCCUUACCACAAGACACACAAUUUCAGCAACAGAUAGACCAGCAAGCUAGUCUCUUACAGAGGCAGCAGCAACAACAGCAGACACAAUUGCAACAAUCUCCACUGCAGUUGUUGCAACAAAACCUGCCACAGAGAGCGCCACAGCAGCCACCGGCCACUCAAAUGUUACAGCAAAACCCCUCAGAGCAACAACUCCACUUACAAUUGCUACAGAAAUUGCAGCAGCAGCAGCAGCAGCAAAAACAACAACAACAACAAAUUCUUUCCACAUCCACCCCACUUUUGCAGUCUCAGCUUCUACAACAAAACCAGCAAUUACUGCAGCCCUUGCCACCUAUAUCUCAGCAUCAGCCUCAGCAGCUUAGCAAUAACGCAUUUUCAACAGAGAAGCUUCUGAACAGCAACAACUUCUCUUCUUCAGGUCUUAUGCAAUCGCAACAGCUUCCUAUGAACCAACCCCAAAUUAUGCAGAAAUCACUUACCAUUACUAGAGCUCCCUCUACACUAACAGAUGGAGAUGCCCCAUCUUGUUCAACCUCUCCAUCUACUAAUAACUGCCAGGUGUCUCCUCCAAACCUCCUGAAAAGAAAUCAGCAACUACCAGCGGCAUUAGGAGGGAGUUUGAUGGUUGAGCCCACUGGUAAUCUGAUACAGGAGCUUCAAAGUAAACCUGACAUGCAGAUCAAACAUGAGUUGCUCAAUGUAAAAGGACCUGACCAGUUGAAGUAUAAAGGGUCAAUUACUGGUCAGUUGGAAGCUUCUUCUUCUGGAACAUCUUACUGUCUUGAUCCUGGUAAUGUCCAGCAGAACUUGCCACUUUCCAACUUCUGCAUGGAAGGGGAUGUCCAAUCACACCCAAGAAACAGUUUACCAUUUGACUCUAAUCUGGAUGGUCUAACACCUGAUACUAUGCUUCUAAGGGGGUAUGACUCUCAAAAAGAUCUUCAAAAUUUGUUGUCUAACUAUGGUGGUGCUCCAAGAGACAUUGAAACUGAGCUGUCAACAGCUGACCUCAGCUCACAGUCAUUUGGAGUGCCAAACAUGCCUUUCAAGCCUGGUUGCUCAAGUGAUGUUGGCAUCAAUGAUACUGCAGUUCUGAAUAAUAAUAAUAAUAAUGGCUUGCGGACUAACCAAACUCCACGCAUGCGAACGUAUACGAAGGUUCAAAAGCGUGGCUCUGUUGGAAGAUGUAUUGAUGUUACCCGUUACAAGGGAUAUGAUGAACUCCGGCAUGAUUUGGCUAGAAUGUUUGGUAUUGAAGGGCAGCUAGAAGAUCCUCAACGGACUGACUGGAAAUUAGUAUAUGUGGAUCAUGAAAAUGACAUUCUUCUUGUUGGUGAUGACCCUUGGGAUGAAUUUGUAAUCUGUGUCCAGAGCAUAAAGAUAUUAUCAUCUGCAGAAGUGCAGCAAAUGAGCUUGGAUGGCGACUUAGGUGGUAAUGUUCCAAUCCCCAAUCAAGCUUGCAGUGGGACAGACAGUGGCAAUGCAUGGAGGGGACAGUAUGAAGAUACCUCAGCUGCCUCCUUUAAUAGGUAAAAGAUGUCAAAUGCUGGCACUGAGAGGUGAACUUGUACAUUUUCGGUGGUGGAGAACCAACUUAGCCUUAUAAAAAUUCUGGUUGGUGCUUCUCAAAUGAAAAGGAGACACUCAGUACAAAUGAUGCAGUUGAUUGGGUUAUUGUAGAGGUGGUGGACUGGACACAUAACUGCAUCCUAGUUCUCUUUCACCGCACCGCUUUUGAUUGUGAGAAAGUUUAGAUCCUUAAAUGUAGCAAGAGCAGAUUCCCUUACUACCAAUGCCACUGAUCCUAUACCUUUGGAAUCAGCUUUUCUUGUGGAUGUUGGAUUAGGAUUUUUUGCUAGGUACAGCAGAAUAGGGCAGCUAGUGUAUAAUAUGAUCAGUUCUUAUAUAACCAUUAAUUUUUACUUAUCUGUUGUAAAUCUUGUUUUGUUAUGGUUAAAGUUGUACACGGAAGUUUAGUGUAUUGCUCAGACAAUUAAGAAUGCAUGCCAAUUCUAGCUCUUGUAUAAAGUGCCUACGCUGUUUCCACGGUGGUCAUUAUGGAUGAAGAAAAACCCGGUUUCUUUUUAA
This is a messenger RNA of Cajanus cajan (pigeon pea), 4716 nucleotides long. The record is from RefSeq and is a predicted model, not a curated record. Lineage: Eukaryota; Viridiplantae; Streptophyta; Magnoliopsida; Fabales; Fabaceae.